AUGAAUAAAUUUACUUUCGAAAUAGUAGAACAAGAUGUAUCACAAACAUUAAGCGUGUCUCCGAAUUUCUUGCCUGCCAUCAUUCACGGGCCGAUAAUGAAUAACCAGGGGACGCUGCCUAUAUGUGUUGGUGGCCUGGGUUUCGGUUCCGCGGCUAAGCUGGCACCUUCUGCCUUUUUGGCUUCUGCUGCUGCCACGGUGGCCCUCCAGAAUCUGAUGUUGCCAAGGGAUGGGAUUUAUGUCGAUAACUUCAGAAUGCAAGUAUACGACAUGUGGCGCACCACCAACGGAGAUGUGGUUGCGCUCGAAAACCCCUCGCAAAAACACUGGAUCGCUCCCUGUCUUAAUAGAUCAGUUGAUCGAUGGCUGCAACUGAAUGGCUCCACUUUUGACAAGACUAGAAUUAUGGCUGUCAAAAAACCCAUGGGUUUGAUAGAGAAAGGAGCCUUUAGGCCUGAUGGUUACACUAUCACCCCAUGGGCUCAGGGACGGUCCCUGGCUUGGGACGUUACCUUACCCCACACUAUGGCUGACCGAUAUAUCGGCUACAUUUCAGUGGAGGCGGGCACUGCUGCCCUUAAAGCGUCCGAUUUCAAAAAUGAAAAAUACAUACGUUUCAUUAAACAAUUUAAGCAAAAUAUUUCAACCCAUUUGCAUUGA
Messenger RNA from Helobdella robusta, 660 nucleotides. RefSeq lists its product as hypothetical. Bases 1 to 660 code for a protein of 219 amino acids. The record is from RefSeq and is a predicted model, not a curated record. The transcript is spliced from 4 exons. NCBI's taxonomy places the organism in Eukaryota, Metazoa, Annelida, Clitellata, Rhynchobdellida, Glossiphoniidae.